Messenger RNA from Adelges cooleyi (spruce gall adelgid), 3641 nucleotides. RefSeq names its product endoplasmic reticulum junction formation protein lunapark-A (gene Lnpk). The record is from RefSeq and is a predicted model, not a curated record. The transcript has 9 exons. Gene Ontology annotation, biological process: endoplasmic reticulum tubular network organization. Lineage: Eukaryota; Metazoa; Arthropoda; Insecta; Hemiptera; Adelgidae. Bases 318 to 1376 code for a protein of 352 amino acids. Gene Ontology annotation, cellular component: endoplasmic reticulum tubular network.
AGCUGUGCCUGUGACCUUGACAGUUGACUACUCGAGAAUCUAGAACGUCUUUGAUUUAUUUACACCCUAUUAUCUAUACAGUUCCGUUAUCAAUGUGUAUUAAUGUCUCCAACAUUCUGGUUCCAAAUUUAUAUUUUAUAAACGUCAUAAAUACCGCAUACGUCCGUAACUUGGCUACCUAUCCACGUUUGGUCGAGUUGCUUUUAUAUUUUUAAGUUAUGCAUCAAUUAAUUACUACACGUUGAACUAGCAUAACUAGCUGGACGUUAAAUGAUGUUUAUAUUUUCAAUGUCAAAAAGGUGUCACAAACGGUAAUCAUGGGCAAUAUUCUCACUCGAUUCAAAGGGAAGAAAAAUACAAAACAAGUUUUGGAUGCUUUAGAAAGCCAAAUAAUGAAUAUUGAAAGAAUGACAUCAAAAUCUGCUCCAAUCAAUUAUUAUAAAAUUAUAUUUCAUUCCGCUCUUUUGUAUGGUUUAAUUACUAUACUAUAUUAUUUUGGUAUAUUUUCUUACAAAAUAUUAGAAAAUAAUUAUUUGAUGGCUGCACUUGCUGCUUAUCCAAUUUUAGCGCUGUACUAUUAUAAAUUUGAUGUUUGGUAUUAUAAUCGUAAAAUAGAUCGAUAUAAAAAAAAAUUAACUGAACUCCAGAGCGAAAAGAAAAAAAUAUUAGAUGAAGUAAUGGAAAAUGAAACUUUUAAAGUGGCAAAAGAAAUUUUAGAAAAAUACGCUCCUCAUCAACUUCAGACGAUGAAUUUUCAAAACUUUGUGAAUAACCAAAGAGGUUUGCCUAACGCAAAUAAACCUCAAUUUGUUCCUACUGGGAGACCUCAACAACGAGUACCUAGCACAGGUCAACUGCCAGCCAUAAUGGCGUCCACAGUAAAGCCUAAAGUGUCUCUACCUAGACCAGUGCUUCCCAGAGAUCGUACUAUAUUAGACCGUCUUGCUGACAUAGUUUUAGGGGACGGUCCUCAAAAUCGUUACGCUUUAAUCUGUAGAACGUGUGGUUCUCACAACGGGAUGGCACGCAAAGAAGAAUUUGAAUAUUUAGCAUAUCGUUGUGCAUAUUGUUCACAAUGGAAUCCAUCUUUAAAACCGAGGCCCGCAAUGCCUCAAUUAGCAAUCAAUUAUAACGACAGACAAAUAAUGCAUGAUACCCAACCUGUUUCUUCUGAAACUAUUGAAGAUAUCACUGACUUAGUAAAUUUAGAAAGUGAAUCCACAGAAAUGGAUGAUCACAGGAAUUUAUCUAGCAGUGCAAAAGAUGAAAAUUUAGACGAUUUUGGUCCUAAAGUCGAAGAACCAGAGGAUUUGCCACACACAGUCGAUUCUGAAUUUGUCAUUGAUAAAGAAGAAAAUAUAACCCUACUCUAUUAGUAGAAGAAGCUCUAUAAUAUCUAGUUUUCCAUUUACUAAAAAAAUGUGUAUGGACGGUAAGAAGGUAAAAUUAAUAUUUAAGUCAUUAUGAUGCUGUAUUUAUUAAUUAAUUUAAUUAACGUCGAGUGUUAAAUUUGAGUGUUUAAGUUCUCUGUGAUAUUAUUACUCAAAUUUGUAGAAUUGAUUGAAUGGAACUUAUUAAUUUGAAUUUUAACAAUAUAUAAAUCUAUACAGGGUAAUAAACAUAUUAAUAUUUUUAUUCUUAUUAUGCGGUUAUUAAUUUAAUGUAAUCAUUUAACUGUUUUAAAAUAAAUUAUGAUUUUGCGUUAAUAUAUAUUAUUGUGGUAAAUUUAAUAUAUUUAUAUACAGGGUCCGGCAAAAAAACCUCCCUUAUUUAGAAAUGGCACUGUGGGAGUUGUGGUGGUGGUACAACGGUGGAGGGGGUAUCGAUCGAUAGCUGUAUACAUGCCAUUUUAUUUUGACCUAACCUAAACCAGUUUGCUAGGAACCAUGAUGAGGGAGAAGUCUGGUUCCAACAAGACGGUGCCACAGGUUACACUUUGCGGCGUUCACUUUUAACUUUCGAGAAAGGCCAUAGCUCUUCGUGUCAUUUCCGGUGUAAUGGCAGCCACUGCCUGGGUGAUUGCCUUCUUAAGUCCCCAAAGAAAAAAUCCACAAGGGGAUAAAUCGGGUGACAUUGGCGGUCAGGUGAUGUCUCCUCGCAGAGAGAAGACGUUCAGGAAACAACUCUCUCAAGAUUGCUAGGGAGCGCCGCGUUACGUAACGUUACGGAAUACAGUCUACAGGCAAACACGGUACAAGUAACAUCAAACCACAGCCCUGAAGAUGGAAUGUGCAAGUAUUCCAAAACGUUGGUAGGCCAGUCAAUCUGUACAAGUAAGAGUAACGGCAAAAUAUGUAAUUAUACAUAUUUUUCAACUAUAAAUGCUUGGGAAAAGGUUGUUAAGUCAUUUUUAUCAACUAUUUAAAAGGUACUAUAUAGGAUAAGUAAACUUGACUGACCCAUUAUGCUUCGAACAUAUCUCUACUUGUUUCAAACAAUGCGUAUAAAUGUAUCAUUUUUUCUAAGAUUUUCACGAUUCCCCUUUUUGCUUGAAAAUAGAGAAUUGGAUUUUGAUCAUUAACGAACAUUCCCCCCCCCCCUUUCUUAAGUGCCUAAGAUAUUUUAGGAACAGUAUUAUUUAUAUAUGUUUUGAUGAACCAAUAAAAUAUCAAAAACCCUUUUCCCCAGCAGGAAAUUUUUUCAUUAUUUCAUUUUUUUGAAGGUAGUUUUGGGCUCAAAGGUUUAAGAUUAGACUGUAAGUAUCUAUAGUCCACCUUUUUUAGUCUGGUUCCCAGCCGCAAAAACAAUAUAGUAUUUGGCCUUUUUCAGCUUUUCCAAUGUUUUUUUUUUUUUAGUUUCCCAUCUGGUUAUUCUGUGUUAUUGCCUUUACAAUCCUUUAUUGAUUCUAUAUUGAUUUAUUGAUCUUAUAUUUGUACCAUCUUUAGAUUAGCUUUGAAUUGUUUGUUUAUUUUUGAGAACGAUUUUAUUACUCAGUUUUAAGAGUAUUUGACUACACCGACCUCACUAUGCCCUCUACCACGCUGUACUGGCUUUUUUUUUAAACUUUUAUUAAUUAAUACCUUUUUCAUCCAAGAGGAUUUAUACAUCAAUAAUUUAUUAAAAAAAAAGUCAAAUCAAUCUUAACAGAAGUAGGGCUGAAGCCUGUGGCCACGCCGUCAUUUUUAAGGGAGGGGACCAUGCUACUCAAUUAUAUUCCGACCAUAAUAGCUGGGGCUAUUUUGUGUUGUUAUUUUGUCAUUUUCGAGCUGGGAGGCCAAGGCUAAAGCAUGUUCCAUGCUAAUAAAAAGUAUGAAGCACAAACAGUUGAGCUAAUAAUUAUUAUGAUUAAACUAACAAAACUAACUUGGACAUUUUUACAUAUAAGUAUUAUAUUUAACUUAAUAAUGAAAUAACAUUUUUUAUAUCAUAACAAUGUUUCUAAGUGUUAAAUUCAACAAUUAAAUAAUACAUGGGUAAAUAAAAAAUAAAGUUUCAUUAAAAAUAUUAAUCCUGGUAUAAAUGUAACUAGGAUAAUAACAGGCAAUGGACCUGUAGUCAUAAGUCUAAAAACUGUUUUAAGCUAUCAUAAAUCAAUAAUUUGGCCCAAAACCAGGAAUGUUACACUAAUAUUUUGUUAAUUUAGUAAUGGUUUAAAUAUGAAAAUAAUUAAUUUUCAAUAAAAAAAAAAAUGUGUUAAAAAA